AUGGCCUCUAUAUCAUCGAGCACGGUUACGAUCUGUGAUUAUGCCAGGAAAGGGCACUUGCUGGAAGCGAAACAUGUUUUCGAAAGAAUGCCUCAGCUAGAUACUGCAUGCUGUAAUGCAAUGCUCGCGGCUUAUUCACGAUGCAGAUUGCUAGAUUUAGCCCAUCAAAUCUUUGAGAGCAUACCUCGGCCGAAUCUCAUUUCAUGGUCCACCAUUAUCUCUGCUUAUGCCCAAGCUGGGUAUAUUGAUAGUGCCCGACAACUGCUUCAUCUUAUGCCUUUGCACAAUCUUGUGCCGUGGACUGCGAUGAUCGCAGCGUACGCUCGAGCCGGCUCGCUCUCUCUAGCAGAGCAUAUCUUUGACAUGAUGCCCGAACGAGAUCUUGUAUGCUUCAAUACUUUGCUUGCGGCCUAUGCCACGCUCGGGCUCGUAAACCAGGCCGAGAGAUUCUUUCAUGAAAUGCCCCAGCGAGAUCUUUGCUCGUGGAAUAGUCUACUUUCCGUAAUGGCUAUGCCAAAUGAUGCCCAAAAGGUAUGGGAGAAUAUGCCCCAGAGAAAUCUAGUUUCUUGGAACACAAUGCUGGGUCUCUACUUAGAUUGCGGUAAAUUAGAUGCCGCCAAGCUGGUGUUUGAGGACAUGCCGGAGGGGAAUCUAGCAGCGUGGACUUCCAUGGUCAGAGGAUAUGCCGACGCCGGAUACCCAGAAUAUGCUCAAAGUAUUUUUCUACAGAUGCCGAAGCACGACCUCGUGGCAUGGAAUGCUUACUUGGCUGCGUAUAGUAACAAUGGUCAUGUAGAUCAGGCAAAAAAAAUAUUUAAUAGGAUGCCAUGGAGAGAUAUAGUGUCGUGGACAACCAUAGUUGUCGCAGCUGCCCAGUAUGGGUAUUUGGAAGAAUCCUUACGAUUGCUGUAUUGCAUGCCGUAUUGGAACACUUUGGCGUGCAAUGCCGUGCUAGCAGCCUUGGCGAAAGCCAAUAGAGUGCAGAUAUUAGAAAUCAUGAUCGAUUAUAUUUUUGAAAAAGAUAUUGUAACGUGGAACAUACUUUUAACUACUUAUGCCACGAAUGGGGAUUUUGAGCGAGUCUUGGACCUUUUUAAUUCUGCGUUCGAGAAAAAUAUGGUAUCCUGGAAUAUUGUGGUAUCGUUUCUUGCUUGCAGGGGCCAAUUAGAGGAAGCGAGAAUCUGUUUUGAGACUAUGCCGGAGCAAAACACUGUACCAUUAUGCGCAUUAAUUUCUGCAUACGCCCGAAUGGGGCACCUAGACGAGGCAAAACAACUUUACAGAGCUGUACAUAUUGAGAGCACUGAAAUAAAAACGGCAAUGAUCAGCGCGUUUGCAGAAAAUGGCUGCGUUGAAGACGCCAAAUAUCUGUUUGAAUCUGGUACUAAUCAUGAUUUGGUGUCGUGGACUGCUUUUAUGACCGCAUUUGCCCUUAAUGGGCAUUUUGGUCCUUGUGGGUCCUUGUUCUUGCGUAUGCCCGAAAGGGAUGUGGUUGCAUGGACCACACUGCUUGUAGCUUACGCACACAACGGCAGGUCCGACGAGGCACUAUACGUUUUCCACUCCAUGAACGCCAUGGACGUGUCCGUGGAUGGAUGCUUUGGCUGUGCGCUCGUGGCAUGCAGCCACGUUGGCAGCGUCUACGCGGCAAGAUCUUGCUUCGUGUCGAUAGAGAUGGACUUCCAUGUACAGCCCGUGAAGCUCCACUUUCGGUGCAUGGUCGAUGUCUUGGGGAGAGCCGGGCAUUUGCAUUCUGCCCAGGAGCUGCUCAAAACCAUGCCCUUCGAGCCCGAGACUGUGGACUGGAAGUGCCUCUUGGGGGCAUGUAGGAGCUACAGAUCCUCCGUUGAGUUUGGGAAUUUCGUUGCCAAGAAUGUCAUUGACAAGGAUCCGAGAGGAGCUGCUGGUUAUGUCCUUGCAGCCAACAUGAUCGUCUCUUAG
This is a messenger RNA of Selaginella moellendorffii, 1941 nucleotides long. Its product is annotated as pentatricopeptide repeat-containing protein At4g02750-like. The record is from RefSeq and is a predicted model, not a curated record. Gene Ontology annotation, molecular function: protein binding. Lineage: Eukaryota; Viridiplantae; Streptophyta; Lycopodiopsida; Selaginellales; Selaginellaceae. The coding region runs from base 1 to 1941 and encodes 646 amino acids. The transcript has a single exon.